Encephalitozoon intestinalis ATCC 50506 is the source of this 1263-nucleotide messenger RNA. Its product is annotated as Nucleic-acid-binding protein. The record is from RefSeq and is a predicted model, not a curated record. The transcript has a single exon. NCBI's taxonomy places the organism in Eukaryota, Fungi, Microsporidia, Unikaryonidae. The coding region runs from base 1 to 1263 and encodes 420 amino acids.
AUGGGGAAAUCCAAGGGAGAUGAUAGAAAGAAGGAAGGUAGGAAGUCUUCUCGGCACAAACUUCCGGGGAAGGAAGGAAAGACAGGAAGUAAAAAGAUUGUUCUGAGAAAAAAGCCAUGUCCCAUCCAAGGAAUAGAGUUACAAGAUGCCACAAAGAUAGAGAAGGAUCUUUUAAUGCAUGGGACCAUCAAGGACAAGAUCGAUGUUCUUACGUUGCUAGUUGAGAGGAAUCCAUCUCCAGAAAACUAUAAGGCCCUUCUUGCAUUUUGCGAAAAUCAGAGAAACGAUGUUCACUACUACGUCCUCAAGAACAUUCAAGAUCUUCUUAUAUCCAAGAGGGAAGUUGAAAAUCCUUACAUUAAGCAAAGAAUCAUAAAGUCGUUUGAUGUCAAUCUCCGGAACCAGUACAUUAAGAAGAAGGUUGCAAGACUGGUGCACAAACUGCUUGAGGAAGGAGUUUUAUUUGUGAAUCUGGUUCAUCUGUUCAUCAACAAGCUGGGAGACAAGAGAGACAUGUCGGACUAUGUGAUUGAUAAGCUAAAUCUGUUGGUUCCUGGGAAUGAGGAGAUGAUUCUCGACGGGAUAGAAGACUUCUACUUCAAAAACGAUCAAUUUAGGUCGAGGCAUGUUGUUCUAAAGUUCCUGGCAAACAUAGACUGGGAGAACAAGGUAAAGGCUUUUGAAGUAUUCGACACCAUCCUCAGAGAUUUCAACGAAAAUAUCCCCGAGGAACAUCGGAACAUUCUACUGGAGGACCUAAUUGUCGGGCUGGGAAAAAACAUGACAGACAAGAAUGUCUGCAGGACAGACAUAAUAAGAAAAUCAGUACAUACCGAGAAGAUGAUAUUCUAUGGGGCAAAGGCAUUGUCUAAUUCCAAGGACCCCGAAAUACUCGUGUUCUUCAAAAAUGCAAUCAAGUCGCAUAGAAUGAGAGGUUCGAAACUUCUACCGGAGUUCCUUAAUAUGAUCCAUGAGACUGCAUCUAUGCACAGAGAUAUCGAGUUCUAUAGAUUUCUCUUGGAAACAUCUCUCUUAUACACUCCGGAGUAUAUAAUAUCGAUAUUGAUUAUAUGUUCUGAGGCUAGGAAGGAGGGACUAGGAGGAUUCGACAACAUUUAUAGUCUCCGGGUGCUUGCCUUACACUAUCAUGACGUGGUGCGGAAGCUUAGUCUUCAGCUUAUUGGCAACGAGAUGAUUCUUCCAUUUGAUCCAUUCGACAGGAUGAGCCUUUUAAAUGCCGAGAUGAUGUGUGGGGAUCUGUGA